This is a messenger RNA of Lynx canadensis (Canada lynx), 9523 nucleotides long. RefSeq names its product SRY-box transcription factor 6 (gene SOX6). Gene Ontology annotation, cellular component: nucleus. The record is from RefSeq and is a predicted model, not a curated record. Gene Ontology annotation, biological process: regulation of transcription by RNA polymerase II; positive regulation of chondrocyte differentiation; cell fate commitment. Lineage: Eukaryota; Metazoa; Chordata; Mammalia; Carnivora; Felidae. Gene Ontology annotation, molecular function: DNA-binding transcription factor activity, RNA polymerase II-specific; RNA polymerase II cis-regulatory region sequence-specific DNA binding. The transcript is spliced from 20 exons. The coding region runs from base 476 to 3067 and encodes 863 amino acids.
UAGGAGGUGGGUUUGGUGAAUAAAAAGGUCAAGUGGUCGGGUCUGCAAGUCGGUCCAUGGCGAGGGGGGACAGGACCGACACCUGGCAAGGACCGCCCCGCCUGUCCCCCCCCACUCUGGCCGGUCCGCCCGCCCACAGCUGGCCUCCCCAGGCCACAUUCUUGCACUAAGUGCGAGAGGCUGUGGGAACAGCAAUCCUGAACCGGCCAAGAGCCGGCGAAGCUGAUCCCGCGAUGGCAUUUUGUUUUGAACAGUUGCUGGGGUUGACGUUUCCUCAUAAGGUCACUUUCAUGAAUUCAAAGGCAAUUUACCAGUGAUUUCUGGGUGCUGGGGCUGAUUUUUUGUCCGUAUUUACAUUCUAUAUCUUCUGAUGAGGAAAGAAAAAUGCUUCAAGGAGGACUUUGUGACCCCUCAUCACUUUGUAUAAGAGCCCAGUCAGUGGUUUCUUGUGAUUUGGGAAGGUGUCAAAGGUGUUAUGCCCUCGAGUUCUGAAGUUCUGGCUGAUGUGGUAAGAGAAAGCCGUAUUGAAGAGUGGAAGAGCAGCCACUUCAUAAGAAUGUCUUCCAAGCAAGCCACCUCUCCAUUUGCCUGUGCAGCUGAUGGAGAGGAAGCCAUGACCCAAGAUUUGACCUCAAGGGAAAAGGAAGAGGGCGGUGAUCAACAUGUGGCCUCCCAUCUGCCUCUGCACCCCAUAAUGCACAACAAACCUCACUCUGAGGAGCUACCAACACUUGUCAAUACCAUUCAACAAGAUGCUGACUGGGACACUGUUCUGUCGUCUCAGCAAAGAAUGGAGUCAGAGAAUAAUAAGUUAUGUUCCCUAUAUUCCUUCCGAAAUACCUCUACCUCACCACAUAAGCCUGACGAAGGGAGUCGGGACCGCGAGAUAAUGACCAGUGUUACUUUUGGAACCCCAGAACGCCGCAAAGGAAGCCUUGCCGAUGUGGUGGAUACACUGAAACAGAAGAAGCUUGAGGAAAUGACUCGGACUGAACAAGAGGAUUCCUCCUGCAUGGAAAAACUACUUUCAAAAGAUUGGAAGGAAAAAAUGGAAAGACUAAAUACCAGUGAACUUCUUGGAGAAAUUAAAGGUACACCUGAGAGCCUGGCAGAGAAAGAACGGCAACUCUCUACAAUGAUUACCCAGCUGAUCAGUUUACGGGAGCAGCUCUUGGCAGCGCAUGAUGAACAGAAAAAACUGGCAGCCUCACAAAUUGAGAAACAACGGCAGCAAAUGGACCUUGCUCGCCAACAGCAAGAACAGAUUGCAAGACAACAGCAGCAACUUCUGCAGCAGCAGCACAAAAUUAAUCUCCUGCAGCAACAGAUCCAGCAGGUUCAGGGUCACAUGCCUCCGCUCAUGAUCCCAAUUUUUCCACAUGACCAGCGGACCCUGGCAGCAGCUGCUGCCGCCCAGCAGGGCUUCCUCUUCCCCCCUGGAAUAACAUACAAACCAGGUGAUAACUACCCUGUACAGUUCAUUUCAUCAACAAUGGCAGCUGCUGCUACUUCUGGACUCAGCCCUUUACAGCUCCAGAAGGGUCAUGUCUCCCACCCACAAAUUAACCCAAGGCUAAAGGGCCUAAGUGACCGUUUUGGCAGGAGUUUGGACACCUUUGAACAUGGUGGUGGCCACUCUUACAACCACAAACAGAUUGAGCAGCUCUAUGCCGCUCAGCUGGCCAGCAUGCAGGUGUCACCUGGAGCAAAGAUGCCAUCAGCUCCACAGCCACCAAACACAGCAGGGGCAGUCUCACCUACCGGGAUAAAAAAUGAAAAGAGAGGGACCAGCCCUGUAACUCAAGUUAAGGACGAAGCAGCAGCACAGCCGCUAAAUCUCUCUUCCCGACCCAAGACAGCCGAGCCUGUAAAGUCCCCAACAUCUCCCACCCAGAGUCUCUUCCCAGCCAGCAAAACCAGCCCCGUUAAUCUGCCUAACAAAAGCAGCAUCCCCAGCCCCAUUGGAGGAAGUUUGGGAAGAGGAUCCUCUUUAGAUAUCCUGUCCAGUCUCAACUCCCCUGCCCUGUUUGGAGAUCAGGACACAGUGAUGAAAGCCAUUCAGGAGGCUCGGAAGAUGCGAGAACAGAUCCAGCGGGAGCAACAACAGCAACAGCCACAUGGUGUUGAUGGGAAACUAUCCUCCAUGAACAAUAUGGGGCUGAACAACUGCAGGAAUGAAAAGAUUACUGGAGCAAAUCCCACUGAGAGAAGAUGCGCAGUGCCGCCCUGCAGGCUUCCCGGCACAGGUUUCCUUUCCUUACAGGAAAGAACACGCUUUGAGAAUUUGGGGCCCCAGUUAACAGGAAAGUCAAGUGAAGAUGGAAAGCUGGGCCCAGGUGUCAUCGAUCUUACUCGGCCAGAAGAUGCAGAGGGAGGCGCCACUGUGGCUGAAGCACGAGUCUACAGGGAUGCCCGCAGCCGGGCCAGCAGCGAGCCACACAUCAAGCGACCAAUGAAUGCUUUCAUGGUUUGGGCGAAGGAUGAGAGGAGGAAAAUCCUUCAGGCCUUCCCCGACAUGCAUAACUCCAACAUUAGCAAAAUCUUAGGGUCUCGCUGGAAAUCCAUGUCCAACCAAGAGAAGCAACCUUACUAUGAAGAGCAGGCCCGGCUAAGCAAGAUCCACCUAGAGAAGUACCCGAACUAUAAAUACAAACCUCGACCGAAACGCACCUGCAUUGUUGAUGGCAAAAAGCUCCGGAUCGGGGAAUAUAAGCAACUGAUGAGGUCUCGGAGACAGGAGAUGAGGCAGUUCUUUACCGUGGGGCAACAGCCUCAGAUUCCAAUCACCACAGGAACAGGUGUUGUGUAUCCUGGUGCUAUUACUAUGGCAACUACCACACCGUCACCUCAGAUGACAUCUGACUGCUCUAGCACCUCGGCCAGCCCAGAGCCCAGCCUCCCAGUCAUCCAGAGCACUUAUGGUAUGAAGACAGACGGCGGAAGCCUAGCUGGAAACGAAAUGAUUAAUGGAGAGGAUGAAAUGGAAAUGUAUGACGACUAUGAAGAUGACCCCAAAUCAGACUAUAGCAGUGAAAAUGAAGCCCCGGAAGCUGUCAGUGCCAACUGAGGAGUGUUUGUUUGCUGAAUUAAAAUACUUUGACAUUUCACCUCCCCUCCCCCAACAAAAAGUUCUUAAAGAGCCCGCAUGCAUUUGUGGCUCCACAAUUACAUCAGCAGAAUGGUCUUAAUUGUUUCGUAAAGUGUGAGACAGAUUAAGUUUUUCCUGAUUUUUCAUGAACUUGAGUUUUUGUCGUUAUUGUUAUUGUUGUUGUUGUUGUUUUUUUAAUUUAGGUGAAGACAUAUUAAAUAUGAGACACCAGGACUUGAAAACUUAUCUCAACCCAUAGCUGUCUUACAAGUCUUAUAUUUUUGUCUUACUUUUUUUUUUUUUUCUUUUGGAUGUUGAUAAAGGUUUAAGUUACUGUUUUAGAUGGGGUUAAACAUUCUCACUCAGGUAUGCUGUGCCGGCCUACAGGUUGUGAAUGUGUUUUUAUUCUGAAUUCUUUUAGAGAACAACUAAGGAUUUCCUAUCGUGAAACAGAACCAGUCCACAGCGUGCGCAGCUGCGUGCAGAGCAUAUUCAAAAGGCCUCAGAAUUCCAUUGUUUCCACGUGUAGAGUUCAACUCUGAAUGUGCCAAACUUUUUCAUAACUUUUGAAUCUUAAUAUUUUGAAAGUCUUAAAGGAGACACUGCAAAGUCUUAGACAAUCUUUGGCAUCUUAAGAUAACACAACAAACCACACAUUUUUCUUUUCCAGAAAAUGGUAAAGUACUCAGGAAUCUGGAGACAAGAUAUUGUAAGGAAUGAACAAGGUUGCCACAGUGCAGGUACCCAAUUGUGUUUGCCUCUUGACGUGCCAUCCACGUGUGACGCGUUAUACCGCGCGCGCACCAGAGCGAUCACCACACCAGAUACCAACCUGGUGGUCUUCUCUGCCUGAGACCACCUCUCACUACAUCCAUUAUCCCUUUGCCUUUUAACCCUGACAUUCAGUCUUAACACGUUUUCUCUUAAAUUAUUCAUUCCAGAAUGUCAAGGGUCCACUUACUAUUUAUUUGAAAAAAAAAUGUUUGUGGCAUUAAUUUAAUAAUUCUUGUUUUUCACCCUCCUUUCCUGAAGACCUUUUCAGCCCCUUUCACCUCCUUCUCCUGCUAGACACAAAAGAUGCACACAGUGAUUUUAUGUCCCCAGCGCAUCUGGACGCAUUUCUGAAACAAGAUACUAUUCAAUACUUCUACUGGUUUUCAAUGUAAACGUAUAUCUGGCUGCAGGGCUGUGUGUUUGGAUACAGGUGUGAGGUCUUACACUUCAACAGAUACGCCCCCGAGGUUCUCUGUGACCUCAGAAGCUUUGCCAGAAUCCCCUCUAAUUCAGUUGAGCAGCAGUGGUAGGAUCUGCGUCAGCGGUGUUUCCCCCAAAUGCCAUUCAGCAGCAAGGGUCAGCAGUGGUGACCGCCAGGCAGGAGAGUCCUGCAGCCAAACCCAAAACCCAAGGUUGUGGACCAUGGAGGAGGCUACAGUGAUGCUGUCACGGGCUGGCAUCUUCGCACGGAGUUGCCUUGUCACAUCUGGUGCAUCUAGGGAGUUUUCGUUGUUGUUGUUGUUUUGUUUUUUGGGGUUUUUUUUUGCAAAAUCCCCAGGAUGCAAGAAGCCACAUGACAGCCUCCAGGCAAAGAUAGAAGGCAAAUAGUCAUGAUACAUCCAGAGAAUGAAAGAAAACCAUAGGGAAGGAGAAGGAGGGGAAAUACAUUCCCUAUAUGGGAUGUUCCUACUGUUAACUCUGGGGAACGGACGACUUCUGGGGCAGCAGCUGAGCUCCUCUGGCUCACUCCCUCCCUCCAUCCAUGGCCACAUGGGGGGCAUGCCUCCCUGUGAACCAGAUUAACUGCACUGGUCACACAAGGAUUUCUCUGGAGAUGUGCUGAUGGGCUGGGAGGCAGUGAGGUUUCAUUCCCCAUCUCUUAACUCCAGGGAGCUCGGCCAUGCCAUUUUGACCUUCCUGAAACCAGGACUGACUGACUGUGGGGUGGGGGAGGGCCUCACCCGGAGUGGUUCAAUGGGAAAAUGUCAGUUAAUGGGACAGUUCACUUCAUGGGACAACCCAGAAUCUCACCACCAGGACAUAGGAACGGCCCCAUCAGAUUUCUUGAGCCAUUUUGUCACUUGGAAGAAAAUAGUGUACCUUCAUAUUUAUUUAAAGAGUGCUCAAGGCCAUACCUAAUAGCAAUAAAUAGGUCUAGCCAAGAUGUUACUGGCUAUGUCAUUAGCUGGGAGUGCUCUCCAUAAGCUGAUUAAGGUACUGAUAGGAAUGUUUUGUUCUUAGUAUUGGUUGGGGAUUGGAACUUUGUCUUUGUACAUUUAUUUCAAAUGAGGAGGAGGUCAUUUUUUUCUCAAAAGAAAUGAAUAUUUAUUAUUGUUUUACUGAUUUCUGUUGAUUAUAUAUACCUCUCCUCCUCACUUCAUUCUCACGUUUUUUCCUUUCUCUUGGACUCUUGCGUUUGCUGUCUCCUCCUCUCUCUUCCUUUUUUAUUUUGUCGCAUAGGUAGAGUGCUGUAUGGCUAGCAUUGUAUUGUAUGUAAUUAAUUUUGCACAAAGGCAAACAUUUAGAAUAGUAGGUUAAUUUUGUUUGUUUUUUAUGACCAUGCCAAAAUAAUAUUCUGGGCUGGUGGAGAACAAAGGACUGUUCUUUAGGACUGAAACUUGAUUUUGCUUGUAGUUAAAAAAAAAAAAAAAGAAAAAGAAAAAAAAAACAACAAAAAACACACACACUCACAGAUGUUGUUUCGUAAGUGUUAUAAGCACUGGAUAUAAAUGGUAUUUUUUAUCACUUCUGACUAAUGUGAAACUUGUACGAAAACUACACGAACAAAAGUCAUCUGUUUCGACUCGUGUGGGCUUGCCUCACAGUUGCCGGAUUUGAGUCAUUUUUAUGUCUUGUUAUUUCAUUUAUUUAUGCAAAAUACAUGUGUGUAUGAACACUUUGUUUUAGCUCCAGCUCUGCCUCAGUACUGGGGUGCAGUCACUUCUGGCCAUGUUCUUAAAAGUGAAAGGCUAUUCAGGAAUGAUCUGAUUGCAAACGCCUCUUUCAUUGGGUCAAACGGCGAUGCUGUAUUUGAAUCUAAAUUCUGUGCAUAAGCAGUUUACUCUAUUUAUUAGCCAAGUUUGGCUCUAAAUAUCCAUGGAAAUUAAGAAUGACAAUCAUAGGGGAUCACUUCGUUUUAUUUUCAGUGGGGCUUAAACAAAGUUUUUAUGACUCUACCAUCUCAUUUUAGAUUUUUCUAAUUGUGUAAAUAUAACAUAGAAAUAGAAUUUAUUUUUGGUUCAUGAAUACGUAGUGAGAUAUAAGUUACGUAUUUCCUUUUUGUUCUCUCUCCGUAUACGUUGGUCCAGACUAGAAGUUGACGAGUCAGUGUACCUCAUGGGGAUAGUGAACUAGCAGCCGCAGUGAGAGAGCAGGGUUCCACCCGCAGCUGGGGAAGCAAAACCCUUCACUCGGGUUCCCAGGCAGUUUAGAACCCACUGUCCACAGGCUCAGACUUUUACUUAUUUUCUUCUCAUAGAAAGUCGAUGAAUUGAUUAUACUAAAUUUCCAGUACAGCUGGGGAAGAGUCAAUUUGCUUUUGUAAGUCCACAUAAAUCUUCUAAGGUAGUUCUGUGACCAUUUACUAGCAAGAAGCAUGAAUGCCUCCGAGAUUGACCAUUAAUAAAAGUCCUACCAUGCCAAUUAGAUUAAAGAAUGCUAAUCAACUGUUUUCAGUGCUUCCUAUUUCACAGUAUCUUCAAAUCAAAGAGAAACCAUCUCCAUGUUGUUAAGGAACUUACAGGAUCAGGAUUUUCCUUGCCACUUAGGAUAGGGACACUGGCGCACAAUCCUCUCCUAAAAAAAAAAAUGGACCAUAUGGGACAGGAAGGAAGGAAGGAAGGAAGGAAGGAAAGAAGGAAGGAAGGCAGAGAAAGGAAGGGAGAGAGAAAGAAAAGGGCAAUCCAUGGACAGGAGCAGCCAGGCAGGCGGUUUCUCUAUUUCCUUGGCAGAGGCGAUGCAGUACCUUCUCCAGGAAGGUAAGAAAGUUAUGUCGUUUUCACGUAUAUUCAGCUCAGUCUUCCAGGAGCACAUCAGUUUGCUUCAUUUGGUGUUUGAGACUCGCCAGCCUUGUCCUCAGGCCCGAUUCAUGAUGCCAGGGUCCUGACACAGUCUCCCAGGCCAAGUUCUAAAUUGAGGUGUGGGCUCACAGUGCUGUUGAGCUUGUCAAAUUCUGGCCUCCCCUGCACAUUAGCCCCACUGGAGCCUGGGGUGUUUGAAAAGGGUGUGAUCACUCUAGGGCUGAAAUUAAAGGCUUCUUUCUUUUCCUUAUGAAGCCGGGCUGCUUCUUCGGAGCACACCCUCCCAAGCCAGGAGCACCAGGCACUAGCUGAAAGCAGGGAUUAUUCCGAGGAAGCCCAUCUACCCCCAGUAGGAAGGCAGCCUGGUCACUUGAACACCACAGGCAGAGGCUGCUUCUCCCAAUUUACUCAUUCUGCAAAGAGCUGACCUCGACCUACUCAUUAGGGAAAGGAGAAAGGAUCACUUAGUAGUUUUAAACCAUAUGAGAAGUCCUGUUCCAAGUGCCAACGACUACAACGAAUGCAGCUAGAGGAAUGUAUUGAAAUUAUUACUGGGUCUUCCUUUCUAAUGAGAAAAAAUGACAAAAAUGGUUGCUGUAGCCUUGCCUGAUUUUGUACACGUUUGUCCAAGGACUGAGUUGGCACUGAAGCUCACUUCUCAAAGUAUAAUAAUAUUGUAUGACCUCAUCUGUCCCUUUACAGAAGCACCUGCAGCAUUUCCUUAAGCCAUCUGCCCCCUGACAUGUCUUCUUCCUUAAUAAACAACUUCUAUCUGUUACUCCUGCUGAUGACGUUCUGUUUCUGAUGCCAUAUACUGUUGAGCGUAACCCUCUGCUAAUAUCGUUGCAAAUAUCGAUACGCAAACACAUUUCCUUUUCACCCCCAUCCCAUCUUUCCUUCUGGGGACAGAUUGCUUUCCAAAAGCUCAUGAACAAGUAGUGGGAAUGCUGGUACCUUUGGGGCAGGGCUAGAGGAGGGGGUGGGGGUGGGGGACAGAAAGGUAAUGCUGAGUUCAGAUACUCUUCCGAUUGGAGUCCGUGGCUAUAUGAACGCUUGACGGUAACUCAGUGACAUAUCUUGCUCAGUAGUUUCUUAUUCCUGAAGAACCACAAGCAUAAGGUGAGGCCUCAGUGCUGGUGCUCUUGGAGUAUGGGGAAUGUGCAAAUAUUUAACUGUUUUGUAUGCUGCACAUUGCAGAUCUGCUCAUGUGCAUUCUCCGUUCGUCUUCCUUUGUCAUACGUGUUUUUGCUUUUUUUUUUUUUUUUGGAAAGUGCGGUCUUUAUUGUACCCUUCUUCAGCUUGUAGCAAAUUAGAAUGCUUAGCAUUUAUGUUCAUUCAUUAUUGUAUUUGCCAUGUAAAAUUUUUAUUACCUUAGACAAGCUUAUAAGCUGUUACUACAUAACUUAUCUUACUGUAACUCUUUUAUUUCCCGACCUUGUAAUUUGUUUGUGAUGUAUAUUGUGAGAUUGUAUUCUAUGUUAAUUUAAUCAGCACAAUUCACUGACAUGCUGGACUGACAUGCUGGCUGCUGUUUCAAAGUGUAAAGUUUGUGUAGGGCUGUUGGGACAACUGUGGCUUGUUGUUGAGGUACUGUGCAACACUGCGGGUGUGGCCCUUACGAUGCUAAGGGCAUUCACUACACCCUCGAGCAAAUUUAACUGCAGAUUUUCUUUGUAGAAAUUCUAUGUAUACCGCAGGUACCUACUUGGCCCAUGGCUGGUAACUAUUUGGGCGAUUAGAAAAACAAGAAAACAAAAACCAUAAAAACUAGUGUCUAUUGCUGCUUUGAAUAUGUUUGAAAGUCUGAAAAUGUAAAUAAUUUAUCAAAAAAAAAAAUCUUGUACAGUCCAGUGUAAAGUUUUUAAAUGACCUUAAGGGUUACCAUCACAUCUCUCUCACACUCUCCUCUUAAUCAUGGAAAAAAAAGUUUGCUAAGGAUUAAAGAAAUGGGGGAAAAAAGAAUAUCUUCAAAUUUAAAGGAAUGAAUCAUUGUUCUUAGCUUUGUUGCAUACACACAUCUCUUGGAUUUCGUUGUGCAGUAUUGACGUGAGAUAAAACUCAACAUUGAAUAAUCUUUCAGUGGUACUUUUCAAAGUCUUCCCCUCCUCUGCCUCAUAAUUAAGGGAAAAGACAAAAUUGAAAGACGCACUGUCUUUAUCUAUCCUGGUGUAUGUUGGCACCUUAGCUACUUUUUUUUUUUCUUUUUGCACAAGGUGCUUUCCUGAUAUGUUAAACAUGCCAUCUUUGGGUGAUAAUGUAUAUGCCAUGAAGGGGCCCCGGCCCCUCAGGGGAGUGUCUAUAAGAACCUGCCUAUUUAUGCUCAUUUACCUCAAGACUGUCCUCUCUACCCUUAAUCUAGUCGUCAUCACUCCAUCUUUUGUACUGCUGUUGACACUUACAAAUUAAAGAUAAAUUUUGUUUU